Scedosporium apiospermum is the source of this 1692-nucleotide messenger RNA. Its product is annotated as Caib baif family enzyme. Gene Ontology annotation, molecular function: catalytic activity. The coding region runs from base 1 to 1692 and encodes 563 amino acids. The transcript has 4 exons. The record is from RefSeq and is a predicted model, not a curated record. NCBI's taxonomy places the organism in Eukaryota, Fungi, Ascomycota, Sordariomycetes, Microascales, Microascaceae.
AUGUCGAACACUACCUACUCGUCUUUGGACGAGACAAGACGCAUCUUAGACUUUGUUCUCUCUCACGUCUCUCUACCCCUCGACGCCGAGCACAUCCGCAAAAAUGUCACCUUCACCGCGGCCCGCAAUUACCCUUACUUCCCAAUUCCCUUCAAAGAAAUGGAAGUUACGGCGGCCCUGAAGGCCAUCGAGGGCAGCCUUGGUGCAGCGCUUGCAGACCUAAGAAAGCCAUCUGAAGAGACACGACACGUGACUGUGAACCUGGAGAAAACAACAGCCUUCCUCUUCCAGGCCUACUUGGCCACGGUCGGCGGACUCGGAAAGCUUGAUCCUCAAGUCAAGACUCUAUUGAAAGACACCGAUCUCCUGCAAGCCCAAUCAAACCCAUAUCGACGCAUGUCGGCAAACUUAUACGAGACGAAGCGCCCAGGGGAGUAUUACCAUAUUCACGGAUCGCUUGAGGCCUCGACAACGUUGCAGAUGCUUGGACUCGAACCAUUUAGGCCGGAUCUAGUGGACCACAAUGCCAUUGUCGACACGAUUGAGUCCAAGGUGAAGCUACAUACAAUCGAAGAGCUUGAAGAAUUGAACCUCCAAAACCGCCAGGCUGGUAUUCCGGCUUUAAAACAUGAGGAAUUUCUCCGCACCCAACAUGGUAAAACAAAUAUAAAUCUUCCGCCUUGGAGUGUUGAUAAUAUCGAAGCUACAACGCCCCCCUUUGCGAUGCCUAAGUUGGGCGACAACCGCCGCCCACUAGCGGGCAUUAAAGUUUUGGAGCUUUGCCGAAUUAUCGCUGGCCCCGUCAUGGGAAGAAUUCUUGCCGAGUAUGGCGCCGAUGUUCUGAAGAUUACAAGCCCCAACCUGAGCGACGUGCCAUUUUUCCAGGUCGAUGGAAACAUGGGAAAGCAUGCUGCGGAGCUGGACCUGAAAUCGCCUGCUGGGAGAGAAAUCUUUGAGGCAUUAAUUGAGGACGCCGAUGUUAUACUUGACGGGUAUCGUCCUGGCGCUCUUGCGAAACUGGGGUACAGCCCGGAAUCCUUCGCCGAAAGGGCUCAAAAACGUGGAAAGGGGUUUGUCUACGUAAAUGAGAAUUGCUUUGGUUAUGAGGGCGAGUGGGCUCAGAGACCCGGAUGGCAACAGAUCGCCGACUGUGUCACUGGUGUCGCUUGGGAACAGGGCCGAUUCAUGGGGCUAAACGAGCCGGUCGUACCUCCAUUCCCAAUCUCAGACUAUGGCACGGGUUGCAUGGGUGCGAUUGCCGCGUUAACUGGUCUAUAUCAUCGAGCAACCCGCGGCGGGUCCUGGCAUGGAAAGGCUUCCCUCAUGCAUUAUGAUCUCCUUCUUUUCAAGGUUGGUCAGUAUCCCGAGGCGGUGCAGUCCACGCUGCGGGAAACCGCGGGGAAGGAGCUCCUGCUCCUCCGGCAUAGCCACAGUGUCGACCAAAUUUCCGGGACGGCUCUGCGACAAAUGAGAAAAAUCUUCCCGGAUCUCUUCAACAUGCACAAGGUUGGUGAGGAAUGGUAUUCGGAUGCCUACAAGGCGAACGUUGCAGUUGUUAGUCCUGUCGUUCAGAUCGAUGGCGUCAAGCUUGGUUUCUCCAGGGCCAGCCGGCCCAACGGGACAGACAAGCCGACAUGGGAUUUUAGUUAUGAUAAAGAUUCGCUGAAGAAUGGUGUGACGAACGGAGCUUAG